AGCAAAGUUCAUUCAUAAAAAUUUCAACACUCUGCAUCAUCCUGCACAUCUCAGCCUUCUGCUGCCGACGGGCUCCUAAAAGAAGCUCCUGAGAACAGUCCAGGAGGGAGGGAGGCUCUGAGCUAGGGUGGGCAGGCUGGGAGGGGAUCUGAGGAACACGGAGGGAUUGCAAGUCCAAGAAAUAAUGCGGAGCAGUGCCCGUCGCUAGUACUUCUGGCUUGUGGCCCGGACGGGAUGCAAGACAAGAUCUUCCAAGAGAGGGCAGCCGUCAGAAUCAACGAACUCAGGCUGAAGGGCCUUUGGCUCACAUACACGUUUUCUUUUUUAAAUGAACAAUCACUGGAACAAAUAAAGGGUUAAUAGGCCAGUCAUUGCCCCGCCCUGUGGGAGCCGGAGGGAGCAGGUUUGAAAGUUCCUGUGUGCAGAAGGGAAGGCUGGGGGUGGGGGGCGCUGAAUAUUUCUGCAAGGCUCCUGCACGGCUCGCUGGCGAUGCGGCGGGACGGGCUGGCCCGUGUUCGGCCCGGUUCGGUGCCUGAGAGUUGGCCGUGAGCGAUCCCUGCCGCCGCGAGCCCGGUCCAGGCUUUCCCAGCAAGGAAUCCAAGGCGAGAACACCGAGUGCUGCCGCGGGGGCCAGGGAGGGACUGAAAUCAACUGGGGAGGCGUUAUCUACCCCCCACCGGCCCCCCUCCCUCCCCCGGGCUGUCACCCAGAAGGGCCUGGGAGCCGAGGUGGGCGAGGGCGAGAGCAGAGUUGGAGAGGUGGCUGCCGCCAGUGGCACGGGGCGUUGAGGCAUUUGCUUUCCGUGCCGUUUAUCUAGCAGACGACGAGGCGAUUUAUGCAACAGUAUCCUGUUUCCGCACUGCCAAGGCUAUGCGAAAACGCGGUCAGGACAGCCUGGCAGGACUUGUGCUGUAUGUAGGACUCUUCGGGCACCCCGGGAUGCUGCACAGGGCCAAGUACAGCCGUUUUCGGAAUGAGUCCAUCACGUCCUUGGACGAAAGCAGCCCCGGAGGCUCAGUGGGGAGCAAGGGCUCGGCGCCUCCUCCCUACCCCACCCUGGCACCUCACCUGCCGGCUGAAGAUGCCACCUUGGCGUCCCAAGAGAGCCCCACCCCACUGUGCACCUUGAUCCCUCGCAUGGCCAGCGUGAAGCUGGCCAACCCAGCCACCUUGCUGAGUCUGAAAAACUUUUGCUUGGGUACCAAAGAGGUGCCCCGGCUGAAGCUCCAGGAAAGCCAGGACCCGGCACCCAGCAGCCCAGCUUUCCCUGAAACCAGUCCAAAUAGGGCUGGCUCUGCACCUCUGCCGCAACCAGACCUGCUGGGGCACAGGGCAGCUGCCUUAACUCCCGAUGCCUGCCCCCUUCCUGGCCCUGGGGAGCCAACCCCAGGGAGCAGGCAGGACAGGCACUUUCUGCAGCACCUGUUGGGGAUGGGCAUGAACUACUAUGUGAGGUACAUGGGCUGUAUCGAAGUGCUACAGUCAAUGAGGUCACUGGAUUUUGGAAUGAGAACGCAAGUUACAAGGGAAGCAAUAAGUCGCCUGUGUGAAGCUGUCUCUGGGGCAAAUGGAGCCGUUAAAAAGCGAAAGCCUCCAGUUAAGUUCCUAUCAACAGUUCUUGGCAAAAGUAAUCUUCAGUUUUCGGGAAUGAAUAUUAAACUGACCAUCUCAACAUGCAGCCUCACGUUGAUGAAUAUUGACAACCAACAGAUUAUUGCAAAUCAUCAUAUGCAGUCUAUUUCAUUUGCCUCUGGAGGGGAUCCUGAUACUACAGACUAUGUUGCCUACGUAGCUAAAGAUCCAGUUAAUCAACGAGCCUGCCACAUAUUGGAAUGCCGCAGCGGAAUGGCCCAAGAUGUCAUCAGCACCAUAGGGCAGGCUUUUGAACUCCGGUUUAAACAGUAUUUGAAAAAUCCUUCUUUGAAUACUUCUUGUGAAAGUGAGGAGGUGCCUCUUGAUGGUCCUGCUGUGGAGAGAGAAGAUCAUGAGUAUUACAAUGAAAUCCCAGGGAAGCAGCCACCUGCAGGUGGUGUUUCAGAUGUGCGCAUCAAAGUCCAAGCCACAGAACAGAUGGCUUACUGCCCCAUACGGUGUGAAAAGUUGUGCUAUCUGCCUGGAAACUCCAAGUGCAGCAGUGUGUACGAGAACUGUUUAGAACAAAGCAGGGCAAUAGGUAACGCACAGGAGAGAGGAGGGCAGUGCCAACGAGAUGCCUCAUUGAUGAAGCACACGUGUCGAGUGGAUAUCCUCAAUGACCCCUGCUACAUAAAUACACAGGGUCUUCAAAGUACACUUGGCUCUUCCCCAAAUCAAAGCUCAGCUCACUCCCUGGGGAGCCCGUGGCACCGUCAGAAAGCACCAGAAACUGUUCAGCCAGGUGCCACGGCCCAGCCUGCCAGCUCACAUUCUUUGCCACACAUUAAGCAGCAGCUGCGGAAUGAAGACUGCUACCAUGGCAAGCUGAGCAGGAAGGCAGCAGAGAGCCUCUUGGUAAAGGAUGGGGACUUUUUGGUUCGAGAAAGUGCAACAUCUCCUGGUCAGUAUGUGCUAAGUGGACUUCAGGGAGGCCAGGCAAAGCAUCUUCUCCUGGUGGAUCCUGAAGGCAAGGUAAGGACCAAGGAUCAUGUGUUUGAUAAUGUUGGCCACCUUAUCAGAUACCACAUGGAUAAUAGUUUGCCAAUCAUCUCUUCUGGAAGUGAAGUAAGCCUUAAACAGCCAGUGAGAAAAGAUAAUAAUCCAGGACUUCUGCAUUCCAACAAAUGACAAUAUGGAAGUACCAUCACACUGAUAUUUCAAGAAAGUUCAUUUUGUGUUAGGAUACAAAGAUAAUCCAAACUUGGUUGAUAGAUAAAAUAGAGCACAAUCUGUGAACUACAUUUUCCCAAGAGCAUCAUGGACUAUGUCCUUUAUAUGAUAAAGAACUAACACAGAUCGAUCUUCAGAAAGUGAAAAUCAGAAAAGGGGAAGAGGAUUGGUCCAUCUGAGAAGAAAUUAUCAUAUGCACGGAUGUCACUUUUUAAGGCCAUAUUGCAUCGAUAGCAAGCUAAAAGCACAAUUAAAAUUUCCCAUGCUAGAGACUACCUGGAUGAACUGCUGGGGCAGUGGUAUGUGCCUUUCAACUUGAUAAUUUGGGGACAUUUUCAUAUUGGGGAGAUUAGUUCUAAGUGUCUUCAUAUUCUAUAACUAUAGAACUAUUUGCCAAAAAAAAAGUUUUUCCUUGUUACAAAAAUAAGACGCAAUUUGCUUGAUAGUUAUUGACUUUAUCAGAUUUUCUGUUUAGUAGCACUUUCACUACAAUGAUCAAAUAAAUUUGACAUUGAAUUUGGAUGGUGUCUAUGCCAGUGGAAUCAAAACAAAAGCCACUGAAAGCAUUGGUCUGUUUCAUUGGCCUGUCUCGUUUACUAGCCAAGGGUUGGGGCCUAAAUUCUUUGGCCUAGUAUUUCUCAGUCUUUGCUAUUUGGACACUUUGUAUGCAGCACAGAGCAAGCUGAAGAACCCAAAUCUAUCAGUCAUUUCUGAUUCCAUCGUGGUUCUCCCCCUUUCCUUCCCCUUACCCUCCCACAAAGGAAGCUCAUGCGUGCAUGGAUUUAAAACACGGCAGACAAACCAGUGUUCUUCAUAUUCAAUAUCCAAAUUGGUUUCAUUCUUAUUAAAGUAUUGAUUCUAUUUGAAAGUAUGGAGAAAUAUCCUCUUGAUUGGCUAUGACUGAAUCUACAUGUAUCCUUAGCAUCUUUUCUAGAUAUGAUCAGACAAAAUGCAGAAGGGAGAAGACAUAUUGAAUGAAGCAGUUGGAAGGGUUUGCCACAUGUAAGUACACUGGUGAUCUGAGGGUAUAAUUAAGUGUUGUGUAGAGAAAAGUGCUGGACAGUUUUCUCUAUGUGACUGUGAGCGAGCUGCUAAACCUGUCUGGACGCCCAUUUCCUUGUCUAUGAAAUAAGGGAAUUGGGCUAGGUGAAUUUAGAAGUCUAUCUCAGCUGUAACAUAAGUCUAUAAGAAGCAAAUUUUCCAUUUAUUAGGGGUCAGUGUUGAUAAUCAGUUUGUGUCAUUAAGAUGAAAGCUUGAGGUUUUUCCUUUAGCCUGCAUCUAUACUCCCAGAACAAAUGGCACAGCUGAAAUCAACAUUUAGGUAGCGGAGACCCCAAGCCUUUAGUCAAAGACAUUGAACCUUUGGAGUGCUAUCAGGAUGAUGGUAGAAGUGGAUUUGGUUGUUUGGAGUAGAAGACAACUGCUUCAGUCUUUUAGUCACCUUUGCAUAUAAUGGUUUGGCCAUGACUUUGGGGUGAUUUUUUUAGUCCGAGUAAUCUGGACAGUUGCCUUAACCCCACUUCAUUUUGGCUCUGUAGAUACAACUUAACCUUUGUAAUUGCGAUAUAUUUGCUAAGUUUUAAAUAAAAUACAAGAAAAUUUUUUUGGGUAGAAAUCAUCAGAAACCAAGUGCACUGAACUCUAAUAUUUUUCUGUAAAGGUUUAUGAUUUUAUUCUACUUCUACUGUCACUGAUUGCAUAGGUAGGUUUGUUUCCUUUUAUACAACUAGAAAAUAAUGUCUCUUUCAUCAGUUUUCCAUAUACCUUGGUUCUUGAUUGUUCAUCCUCACAAAGGGGGUUAGCAUGAGUGUAGAUCAUAGAAAUUUAUGGGUGAUCCAGUCACCUUUCAGAGACAGAGCAGGGUUGUGGUCUCAGUCUGUUUGAAAAGAGUGUUAACUGGGUCACAAGAAAAAGUUUCUGAUACAAAUAGAUGCCAAGAGUAUAAAUGAUGUGAGUAGUACAUGGGCACUGGUACAUGAGGCACCAGUACAUGGAAAAUCCGUGUUUGACUGUAAUGUUAUAGUAGUUAGAUAAGCAAAUAAUGCACUUACCAAGUACCACAGACACAGUUAAACCAGAAUGAAACAGCAGAAGAAAUGUUUGAUUGCAUGCUAUUUUAAUGACACACAUUUAUCUUCAUCUGUUUUAAAGUGGAAAUCCAUUUGCCUAUAAAUACCUGUAAACAACUUUUCAAAAAAAAAUAAAUGAUUAUUUCUUUGUGACAAUUCACGGUAUUUAUGUCUGAUGUUUGGGAUGUGGAAAAUUUAUUUGCAGGAUCCUGAUCCUAACCGGAAACAGAUGGCUCACUUAAAUUGGGUAAUUUGAGGAGAGUUUAAUAAAGGGACUAUUUACAAAGGUGUGGGCAGAGUAUGGGGAAACCACCAGGGAGAAUGAGGUGCCCUGGGGCCAGCGAAUGGGUAAGUGGAGAGCACAGUAACAGAAUCUGGAGAGAGAGAGCUGUGGAAAGACUGCCUUUUAGGAGGUGUGGCCUCCAGUGGAGGGACUCCCACAGCCCUGGUGACCCCAUAGCAAGGAGGCUGGGGACAUUA
Panthera uncia (snow leopard) is the source of this 5354-nucleotide messenger RNA. It is a transcript of the gene SHC4, whose product is annotated as SHC adaptor protein 4. Gene Ontology annotation, biological process: cell surface receptor protein tyrosine kinase signaling pathway; intracellular signal transduction. Gene Ontology annotation, cellular component: plasma membrane. Bases 871 to 2763 code for a protein of 630 amino acids. Gene Ontology annotation, molecular function: receptor tyrosine kinase binding. The transcript has 12 exons. The record is from RefSeq and is a predicted model, not a curated record. NCBI's taxonomy places the organism in Eukaryota, Metazoa, Chordata, Mammalia, Carnivora, Felidae.